AUGGCAACUCCAGACCUUUCGCUGGCCGAGAAGCUUCGCUCAUACUCCACGUGCGAUGUUUCAGACGCGUUGCUCAAAGUAGGCGUUCCUCAUGGCGGCUUUCUUCCCAACUUGAGCAUGCGGUCACCUCUACGACAAGAAGGCGAUAGAAAGCUCAUUGGACCAGCGUACACUGUCAAGUUUGUCCGCAACACUCAGACUAACGCGCCAAAGCUCAAGGAGCAUUAUAUUGAUACUAUCCCAAAAGACCAUGUCGUCUUUAUCUCAGCGCCCCAUGGCAUCUUCAACGCUGUGUAUGGCGGUCUGAUGAGCACCCGUGCUAAGUACUCUGGAGCUGUCGGCACGGUUGUCGACGGUACUUUUCGAGAUUUGCAGGAUCAUCGCAAAUUAGGUUACCCAGUUUUCGCUCGCAAUGUUGGUACGCCGAGCUUCUAUGAGAUUGCGCGCCCCAGUGAGAUCAAUGUGCCUGUGAUGUUGCAGGACCCUGCCCUCGAUGUGACAAUUAAUCCUGGAGAUAUCAUAUUUGGAGAUUUAAAUGGCGUUGUUUGCGUGCCUCAGAAUGCGCUGUCCAAGAUCGUUGAGAUCCUACCAGCACAAGUUGAGGCUGAUGAUAACAUGGCACGCGAUAUCGCGCAAGGCAAGACUUUCACAGCGGCAAAGAAAGAGUAUCGUUGA
Messenger RNA from Fusarium fujikuroi IMI 58289, 675 nucleotides. Its product is annotated as related to dlpA protein. The transcript is spliced from 5 exons. Lineage: Eukaryota; Fungi; Ascomycota; Sordariomycetes; Hypocreales; Nectriaceae. The record is from RefSeq and is a predicted model, not a curated record. The coding region runs from base 1 to 675 and encodes 224 amino acids.